This is a messenger RNA of Besnoitia besnoiti, 1095 nucleotides long. RefSeq lists its product as uncharacterized. Lineage: Eukaryota; Apicomplexa; Conoidasida; Eucoccidiorida; Sarcocystidae. The transcript has 7 exons. The record is from RefSeq and is a predicted model, not a curated record. Bases 1 to 1095 code for a protein of 364 amino acids.
AUGUGGCGCCUGUCUUCUGCUUUCUUGACGCAAUCUGCCGAUGCCGUCACGCAGGACUGUGACCCCAGCAUAACUUCAGCUCGGCAGUCUCUUGCAUUCUCUGUUUUCCUCGCGUUUACGGUUUAUGGUGCUGUAGCAUCUCUAGUGUUCACGGUACUCAUGCUGAUGAAAACCGAGCAGCUGAAAGCGGCUAGGGAGGAGCACCAGGCCGAGAUAGUACGCGUCAAAGAAAGGCUCCGCUCGACAUCUGCCACAUUUCGGCAGCGUUUCAUCGAGACGCUCGCCUGGCGUCUCAACUACGAUAACUUGCUCAGUCUCCGUGUAACCUUCAUCGAUUGCUGCGGCCUUUGCAAAUCGAGGAAUCCAGUGUUCACGGCUGCAUGCUUCCACUUGAUGCGCCAGCAGAGCUCCAAGCUCGCUUGGCCAGUGGCCGAAGCUCUCUCAACACACGAGGUAUGUGCAGCCCCUCGUAGGUGGGACCGAGCUGGUGAAGAUGCUGGAGGUGCCUCAGAAACGGCUCUCUCAAGAUGGCGCUCGGAUCCGAGUUCCGCCAAGUUUCUUGAGGAGAGAGGACGUGGCGUGUCUAGAGGAACCAGCCCAGCGACGGUUUGUGAUCGUUUGUAUUCGCAAGGGUCCAGCAUGCCUGAAGAGAUGGCCGGUAUCGGUCAAAACCUGUGUGGCACGAAGGGCACGUGCUCAGACGAUAAAAUGAAGGAUGAGUGCCAAGGGCGAAUGGAGGGAUGUCGUUGCGGCGGCCCAGGGAAGGCGAUGGCUGUAACCGGAGAUUCUGGACCCGGGCAUCCACCGUCACGGACAGAGAAAGCCGUCUGCGUGCAGAAGCCAGUCGCCGGACGUAAUGCGGGUCCGGUCACUUUGACGUGCGUCCAAGUGUGUCAAGCAGUUGGGGAAGGUCAAGGAGCUGCCGACCUCGAUCGCAGCGACAGACGUGAUCCCGACGGUGAGGAGCAAACGCCGCAUGAGAGUGCUGAGGCAUUGUUCAGUGAAAGGAAAAGGAAACUUGCUUAUGGAAAAGUUGUGCAGAUUGAAGGAGUUCAGGGAUGCACGUGCUGCUCGAUUGAUCUUAUUGCGCGCUAG